This is a messenger RNA of Gregarina niphandrodes, 1125 nucleotides long. RefSeq lists its product as hypothetical. The transcript has a single exon. The coding region runs from base 1 to 1125 and encodes 374 amino acids. NCBI's taxonomy places the organism in Eukaryota, Apicomplexa, Conoidasida, Eugregarinorida, Gregarinidae. The record is from RefSeq and is a predicted model, not a curated record.
AUGAGAAGUUGUCCAAGUGCAAGCGGAGUGGAGGGAGCAUUUGUAGUCCCUUGGUUGAGUUUGUGUGAAGGCUGCAGCCACCUAAGCCCGUACCGAAGUGCUAAUCCUCUUUACCUGAACCUUCACGAAUUGCGUACACACGUGGGGAAGGAAGAAUUCGAUGCGUUGCGUGUGCUUUCAUACCGGAAAGUGAGCCAGCCUCCGUUAAGCAACUGUAAGGUCAGUGGCGUAUUCAAGGCCGCCCCGGACCGGGCGUUUAUUUGGCGACCGGUGGACAUGAGAAGUCCCGCUCUGGCGAACAUUGCAGGUCUCUUGUCCGGGUCUGAAAUCAAGCUCCGAGAAGUGGCAAUUCCCAUCAUCGACGCCCUCCAGAUGAAGUUCGACACCUGCCUUGAAGAAGGCGUGAAGCUGGACGCUACUAACAGCGCUGCGUACGGCUUAACCCUGAGUUUACAUGACGUAGACCGAGCUCUAGACGCAGCCGCCGCAGCCGCCGCAGAUGGUAACACCGCAGAAGGUAACACCGCAGAAGGUAACACCGCAGAAGGUAACACCGCAGAAGGUAACACCGCAGAAGGUAACGCCGCAGAAGGUAACGCCGCAGAAGGUAACGCCGCAGAAGGUAACACCGCCGCCAAGGCGCCGGCGCCUGGGGCCCGAGCCGGAUAUGACUGGGACGGAUCUGAGCUUUUCGGUCACGGCUUCGUACUGACCCGAGAACCCAAAUACGAUGUGUGGCAAAUGCUAAAGCAUGAGUACAGAGCCUAUGCAGUGGGCCUGGUGCUCCUGGCGUUGUGCAGCAACGUGGCUGAUUGCACAGACAGCGAUACGUUCAAGACAAUCGUCUGUAACUUUUUGGGCAAGCUCGAGACCAGGAUCAGGCACUGUAACGGCAUAGGUCGCACUUUUAUCAGGGAAUCGCACAUGACCAGAGAGGCGGAGCGAAGACGGACGGUGGAAAUCGGCUCAUCGUGGAAGGAAAAGAUCCCAAUCAGUUAUUAUCUUUGUGAGCUUAAGUACAUGAUGAAAGCUAAUUCCCUCAUUAACUACAUUGCGGGCCGUGACCGUCAUUUUGAACGUCAAUACUCUACCAUGAUCGGGAUUGAUGACUACCCAGAAUGGUGA